AUGUCCGAUGUCUUGAAUUUUGCUGCAACAGAAGCGCAAGAUUUCUUGAAUGAGCAAAAGUUUCUUCUCUCUGACGGAGCAUGGGGAACGGAUCUGAAACCAAACAACAUCUUUGUCACAACGAAGUUCGUGCUGAAAGUCGGAGAUUUCGGCAGUGCAAAAAUGUGUGAUGCAACAAUGUCCGCCGCAGAUAGUGGAGGAACUUAUCGUUACAUGUGCCUGGAGCAAUUCAAUGGAAAAGUCUCAAUUCGAAACGACGUCUAUAGUAUUGGCUUGGUCUCGUGGGAAAUUGUUGAAAGAAGAAAAGUUUUCUCUAUCUACGGACACCGGAAUUUUGAGCAUCAGCGCUUUUUUCGAGAACUUGUGGAAGGAAAAGUAAAGUUAGAACAACCCGAAUGCCCGAGUGAUCUUCAGGAGUUGAUUCAGAGAGCCAUCGUCUUUGACCAUCAAAAGCGACUUUACCCGGGAGAGCUCUUAGCAAAUUUGAAUCUAAUCAAAACGAAGGACGAACAAGACUUCAUCAAGAUCCUCGAGACACAAGAAAGUCUGAUCCGACCGAUUGGUUUCGAUAAAACAAUGAAUUGGAUGGUUUGCAAAAAGGAUCCAUUCGAAGAACCACAGAAAAAAGUCUCAAAAGAAGACUGUUCACAAUGGAAUUCUAUUUGCGGGAACAAGGAGAAUCAAAAAAGGAAUCGAGUCAAAUUUGAACUUGGAGAUGAUCUCUAUCAACUCGACGAUCCCCCACACUCAAUUUGCCAUCAUGACAGAAAAUGUCCGAAAAUUGGUGGAGUUCCAUGGGAAAGCCCUGAAGAUGCGCAAAUCCCCUUCUACGAAUGCACAAGUCAAGAAGAUAUCGAUCGAAUCAAAGCCUACUCAUUGAUCACUCAGAUUUUCCAUUUCAGACAACGCUAUCGCUCCUUUCGACGAACAAAUCUCUCUAAUGGGGCUGAUAAAGUAAAAAGAGAUAAGGACAAUAUUCUCAGCGAUGAUGAGCUCAAACAUUUCAAUGAUUUUAAUGCUAAAUUUCACCGAACUUGUGCAGAUGAGACUCCGAAAUGCAAGGAACAAAAGCUUAAUUUUGCCAAGAAUCUUGCAAAACUCAGAAGAAUCAAAGAGCAAACAAAGGAAAAGAGCUUUGUUGUUGGGCUCCAUCCAUUUAUGGAUGAAUCGGAAAAGGAGAUGAGAAAGAGAUUGAUGGACAAAGAAAUCAUGCCUAAAUCGAUUGGAAUGAAGCAAAUUCAGAGGUCACCGGAAGGAGCAAAGGCAAAGAUUAACCCAUCUUCUUUUGACUGGAGAAACACUGGAGCCGUCAACCCUGUGAAAGACCAAAAACAGUGUGGAUCAUGCUGGGCUUUCUCAACAAUCGCUACAGUUGAAACCAUUGAUAACUAUGUGCAUUGCCGUGACACUACCGAAAGUCGGGUCUCCUAUUCUGAACAGAUGGUAAUGGAUUGUACAUAUUAUAACGCUUCGGUUCCUGAGAAAGAACAAUAUGAUGGAUGUGAUGGUGGUUGGCCAUCAUCGGCACUCAAACGCAUCAUGAUCACUGGCACAGAAACAGAAAAGCAAGACCACUACUUGGCUGGAAAAGGAGUUUGUCCAUUAGGACUUGCGGAAAAGAAACGACCGGUGGCCGCGCAUCCGAUCUCCAAUUGGGCAAACCUCACCGGAGAUGUUGAUGCGAUGGUCGACUUCAUUGCCAACAAGGCUCCAUUUGCCUUUUGCAUGAUGAUUUGUGAAGACUUUUUCGGGUAUCAAUCCGGUGUCUAUGAUAGCACGAACUGCACUGAAGAUAAUGCUGUUGGUGGACAUGCUGUUGCUGUGAUGGGAUACGGGACUACUGAUACUGGAAUCGAUUAUUGGCUUGUCCGAAACUCUUGGGGACCUACAUGGGGAGAAGAUGGUUACUUCAGGAUUCGAAGAGGAACUAAUGUAGCUGGUUGUGAGGAUUCGAAUGUCGCUGGUCCGAUUCCGGUCGAUUCACGUGAUUGUCCCAAUAAUAAAUUGCAUCGGGCACAUCACCAUAUCAAUCCUCAUACACAACAGGAUUUUGUUUUGAUU
Molecule: messenger RNA, 2061 nt
Organism: Mesorhabditis belari
Lineage: Eukaryota; Metazoa; Nematoda; Chromadorea; Rhabditida; Rhabditidae
Source: the annotation of a GenBank genome assembly